AAGAAAAUUCUGAUGAAUUUAGGUUUGUCACCCUUGCAAAAUACAUAUGUUACUAAAUUGAUCCCUAUAAAAGACAUUCUUGCCUCCGCCACUGAUUAAUCCUUUAUUUCGUUUCUGAAUUAAUCAUGGAGUAAAAUGACCCAUGUGAAUUGUUGUUGAAAAAAAAAAUUACUUGUAUUUUCAAAGAAAAUUCUGAUGAAUUUAGGUUUGUCACCCUUGCAAAAUACAUAUGUUACUAAAUUGAUCCCUAUAAAAGACAUUCUUGCCUCCGCCACUGAUUAAUCCUUUAUUUCGUUUCUGAAUUAAUCAUGGAGUCCCCUUAAUGGAAUUGGUGGCCAAAACCUCAUUUUUAUGGGAAAAACUAAGCCGAUAUUUUUCUGUUUUUGAGAAGAAUGUAGCGAUGAGAGAUAUGGGAGGACUGUUGCAAGUAUUGACUACAGCGCAUGAUGUGAGGUUGAUGUAAACAUAGUAACUAAUAACACCCAGAUUCACUUUUAUAAGAAAAUGUAUCUUUAAAAGUGAUAUUUGUUUAAAGCGUAGAUGCGCAAUGGGGAACAUAAUAAUCAUCAUUUGAAAAGAACCAAUACAACCCUUUUUUCUUUGUUUUAAAGGAGGUUCAUUUAUAACCAUCAAAACUUUGGACAUGAAAUAGAAAACCAUCGAAACUUUUGAUAUGUUCUUCUAACCACACAAUCAAACUUCAGCAGCAUGUGAACCUAGCAACUAUACAAAUGUUUGAACAUCCAAUACACCCGUUAACAAUAAAAAAAUUAUAUGUUCUGUAUCAAAUAUGAUAAAAACAGUUCCGAUUAGACUCUAACCAAUUAUAUUUUUUUUUACGUCGAUAUAUUAGAAUACUAAAUUAAUUUGUAAGGUCUUCUUGACCGUCAAGCAUCGAUCGCAUUCAUAUAUCUUUUGAAAGUUGGAACUAAGUAAUUAAAUACGUAUUUGACAAACUACCGUAGUCGGCACUCGACAGGGAUGCAUGAAAAAAACAAAUAACUAAAAACGAAAAGUAAAAAGUAUUGGCACUCACUUUUCUCAAGCAAAAAUAAGAAAAAGAAGUCUUGACAUUCAUUAAUCUAAUCAUAUUGGUAAACAUAUAUGGGAAAGACACUUCACCGUCAUUUGCCAGAAAUUUACCUAUUUUGGCAAAAAUUGCACCUCCGACAUUUUAUAUUUACACAUCUAACAUCACUCUUUACAUCUUUAUUAUUGUUUUCAGUAGUUUCUAGUAUUAUAAAAAUAAUUAAUCUGCAUAUUUCAAAAUAAUCAUAUUUUAUACAUUGUAACCCACAGUAUAUAUAUACUGUGAACUUGUGGAGUCUCGUAGUUUGCAAAUGUGGUAAAUAAAUUAUACUUAUUGAAGAAAUGCAUGUAGUAUAAAUUACGUUUUUCCAAAAUAAAAGACAACAGCGGUAUUAAGCUUUUCAUAGGUUUUACUGGACCAUUACUUUUCCAUACUAUACACAAAUUUUUGGGUCUCUGAAAAUUUCCUUCAAUUAUUAUUGUAUACAUAUAUAAUUCAUUUACUUAAAAUCCGGGAUAGUAUGAGAUAUACUAUCAUAUAGUAUUAGAAAAGAAUCAAUAGAUGCACUCAUAAUUGAUUUUCCAAUAGCAUUAAUAAUGUAUUUGAAUUAAGUCUUGUGUAUGAAAUGACCUGAGACAUAGAAAGUCAAACAAACUAUACGGGAUCCAAUAAAUCACAUCUGGACUAUAUAGUACUCCCUCCGUUCCUGAAAUUAAGAUUUUUUAGAGUAUGCACGCUUAUUAAGAAUUUAAUAAAUGUUUAUAAUUUAAUUUAUUUUUUACUUUAUUAUACACUUUCCAAUAACUUUCCACCAAUGAAAUUUAAUCAGUUCAAAUAUUCUCAAUUAAUGUUCUUCAAAAGUAUAAAAAAAUACCUUAACAAUAUAGAAAAUAUAUCUUUGUGAAACAAGAAAAAAACCUAAAACAUUUUAUUUUCGGGAACGGAGGUAGUAUAAGUAUGACUACUUUCCCAACAAAAAAUGCCAAGAAAUUCAGGAAAAUAGUUCUUAAUGAUAUUUUUUUGGUAGAAUCACGUUCUAAGAAGAGACGAUGACGUGUGUUCCAUUGAACCCAAGUUCUUAAACUCGCAUUCUCUAUCUAUAAAUAACACUUUCUCUUCUCCUUCUUUCUCACUCCCUUCAUCUUACCUUCACCUUCCUCUCUAAAUCUCCUCGUCACUUUUUAAUAUAAACAGGAGAUAAAGUAGAGAAGAAUCUGUAAAGCUCAGGAGGGAUAGCGCCAUCAUGAUCACAGACAUCGAUAUUUUUGGCGCUGUCCAUCCUGAGUUUCAUUGGCUCUUCUUACUACAAUAUUAAAGGCAUAAACAUACACCUCAAAACUUCAAAAAUAAUUUCCUUGGCUCUCAUGUUAGCUCUCUUCAUAUCGCCACUACAACGAAAAAAUAAAAAAACUAUCCUAUUUAAUUCCUUUCUUUUUUGGUUUAACAAAUUAAUUAGUCUCUAACAUAAAUCAUGAAGAGAAAAGAAAAGAAGAUCUCGUCUUUAGUCUCUUUCUCCGGUAAUGUCAGCCACCGACGGGUAGGUUUCACUGUAUCCUAUUCAUUACAAUUAGUGUUGUUAUUACCGUUUUGGUAAAAAUGAUUGAUUAAUGUGGGGUCAAACUUUCUAAACCAAUUAUUUUGGAAGAAGGUGAAACCCCAAUCAAUUAAAAUACAAAUAAUCUUCCAUUUGCUAGAGUUGCAAGAAAAAAGUUGCAAUAUCAUAAGUAUUGUAUUUUCUCUUUUCUUUUCCCUUUCGGAUUUGUUAGGAUUUACUUAUCUUUAUAGUGCUUGUGCCUGUGGUUGGGCCAGGCUAAGUGGGGAACAGAUAUGCUGUGCUGCAUGAACCACGUGGAUGAACAUGCAUAUACACAGUUACAUUUAUUUUCCUCAAAAGUUGAAGUUUCAAUAUUUUCAUCAUAUUUCGAACUUAUAUUAUUUCAUUGGCCCUUGAUGGUUCUUCUUCCACGUUUUCACUCCCUUAUUCACACAUAUAUUACUAUAUUUGUAUCUUUAUUGCAUUUAGAGUUGUACUAUUCAAGUAAAAGAGAACACUGGUAAUUAAGCAAAUUUAGUUUGUAAUUUAAAUUCCAUGUUUGUUUCUCUAUCAGUUUAAGUUUUCAGAAUUCCUUUUAUAUAUUUCAACAUUUCACUUGUUUAAACCUUAUAUAACUAUUUAGUUCGUCUUGCAAUGAGUUUUUGCUACCAUUCAGUUAAAUCUAUAUUAACAUAUUAUACCGUCUCAAAGGGUUCAUUAAUGGGACCUUUGAUAAAAUAAAAUAGUUUCCAACCAUUUCAGGGGAUCAUUGUUACUCAAGUCCAUAGUUAUAUAUUUCUCUAAAAAAAUGAUCUAGGUUUAAGACAACAUGAGAGACUUCUUAUACAUACAUAUACUCAGAAAUUGAAAGCAAGCUAAGAUUUCUAGCAUUAUAAUACGAACUAAAGUUUGUAAUAUGGCUACAAUCUACAAAAAUGUAAUGCACAUUCACACCUAUAAACUAUUAAUAAAACCAAACCAAAGUUUUGUUUAAAUUCACAAGAAAAGCGGGAUUUGCGUCCAAGACCGGUGAGAUUCAAGGCUUGAGUUGAAGCAGUUGGGAGGAGAACCUCACAAGGAUGGACAUAAGUUUAUGAACUAGGUCAAAGCUUUGGAUGAUCAUACCCCAAGGAAGUUUCACUUGGUGACUAACUCAACAAAAACAAUCGGAUUGAAUCUUACACUACUAAAAGCUCGAUAUACUGAGCAGAGAGCUAUGACACGUAGGACAGUUUAUUCGGACCAAUCAGAAACAUGCUUUUUGCCACGUCAGAUGGCCUCACGGAUUGCUUUCGUUUAAACUCACGGGCCUUGGGGUUUUAUUUCUUUGCCCCAUCCGACGCAGCACGAAGCCCAAAUACGAAGCACGAAGCCCACACGUUAGACUGCUCGACUUUGCCCCAUCCGACGCAGAUCACACAAUUAUACCUAGCCGUCGAAGAUGGCGAUUCUUCUCACCCGUCCCUCUUCGUCUUCUCCGAUCAAAAUCAACGAUAACUAAGUGAUCCACAUUCAAUACUUUCGUACCAAUCAAUCAAUACCUCCUUAAAUGAUUUCGUUUCACCUCCCUCUCUUCCUCCUCCUUUAUAUGCUGUUCUUCUUUUCUUCGUACUAACUAAAACCCUAGAACCACUCAGAUCUCAAACCAUGGCGAUGAAGCGAAAUGGAAAGUCUCCAGUCUCAUCCGACACUGACGAAAAAUUCAUGUUCUUCAAAGAUGUCUCUCUAGGUCCUCAUGAAACUCAAUUGCGCUUCCGGCUCAUCCAUUUCUGGGAGGCUCGAAAUCCGGUGAAGAAGACAAUUAUUGGCCUGGAAAUGCUCCUCAUCGACGAGCAGGGAACUGUCAUUCAGGGAUUCAUCCCACCAGGACGUAUCAAGAAGUACUUGCCUGAUUUGAAGCAAGGGUCAGUUUAUAGGCUCAACAACUUCUACGGGUCGAAAAACAAACCUAUGUAUCGGGUGGCUGAUCAUAUCGCAACCGUGUCUUUCACAUGGAAUUCUGAAUUGUCGGUCCUUCACGAGAUUCCAACCUGUUUCGAUGAAGACCGUUUCAGGUUUCAUUCAUAUGAAGAUUUUGAAGCUAACUGUGAUAUCAAAGGUGACCUCUACGAUGUUGUGGGCCACAUGAAGCUGGUCAAUGGACAUACUCUUAUUGAGCGUCCCACACCUGAUGAAGUGAAGAUCGAUACCACUCGACACAUUAUGGUUCAUGUGCAAUCGCAUGACGGACCUGUCAUGAAGCUCUACCUUUGGGACCAGGCUGCAGCAGACUUCUGCAAGAAGUUUAACUCAUAUGACAACACUCCCACACUGCUUUUGGUCACAGCUGUUAACACCAAACGUCUCGGAGGUACCCUUGCACUGACCUCUAUGUCUCCCUCACGGGUUUUCAUGGACUAUGAUGUCCAGCCAACCAUAGAUUAUUUCAACUGGCUCGGCUCAAACCCGGAGAUUGCUAAUUAAGCAAGUUAGUGCAGACGUCGUCACCAAGCGUGAGACACUGACUAUAGCAGAUAUAUUCAGUUACAUGAAGCAAGAAUCUGCAAAGGAUGCCUUUUUUGAAUGCACUGCUACUAUCGAUGAUGUUGUUCAUGGCUCAGCUUGGUACUAUAUUGGAUGCAGUGGAUGCCAUGCUAAGGCUACCAAAGGCGCAACAUCUUUGGUUUGUACAAACACGAAAUGUGAGAAGAUCAACACAGCUGGUGUCCCUCAGUACCGUGCAAAGAUAUCUGUUUAUGACAACAGUGACCAAGCCAUUUUUGUCCUACUAGGUGAUGCUGGUCGUGUGUUAACCGGAAGGCACGCAUCAGAGUUAGUUAACAGCUACUUUGAGGCUAAUGGGAGUGAAGGAGCUGACCAUUUGGUGCCUGUCCCGGAAGCUCUAAUCAGCACCAUCGGACAGACACAUAAGUUUUGUGUGAAAGUUACACAACACAACUUCUCUGGCGAUACCCGAGCCAUAACUGUCACCAAGAUCCUCUCUCUAGACACACCACCACCCACAGAAGCCUCUGUUGGAAGCAACAUUGCUGCCACGUCCGGGGAGACAGUGCAGACUGAGAAUGAAGUUUGUUAGCCUUUCAAAACCCGUGGUGAUUCUGCAGAUGAGGAGAGUAAGAGGACGUUUGACAGUGCUGAUCCAGAGAAAGCCAAACGCCCAAGACGUGAUGAUUAAGCUUCGGUUCAUGUAUGUUUAAGUCUUUGCUAUAUAGUUCAAGCAUAGACUUGGUUUUUCUUAAGUUUGCUUCAGUUUAAGUACUAUUUUGGUUUAUCUAAAGACAGUGCAUUGUUUCUUUCCCUUUCAGACUUUGUCUUUUAAUCUUUGAACUACUUUUUUAUAAUCACUUCUGUCUUUAUAUUUAUGUUUACUGAUUACUUUAAA
Brassica napus (rape) is the source of this 5946-nucleotide messenger RNA. RefSeq lists its product as uncharacterized. NCBI's taxonomy places the organism in Eukaryota, Viridiplantae, Streptophyta, Magnoliopsida, Brassicales, Brassicaceae. Bases 4212 to 5027 code for a protein of 271 amino acids. The transcript has 9 exons. The record is from RefSeq and is a predicted model, not a curated record.